UGCUUGUUGAGUGCUCCAGCGAAAGCACCGCCUACGCCCGAUGCGUGCUGGAGCACAAAGACAAUCCUCAGAAGGGAGACUGCACAAAGGAGUUCGAGCGGAUGGCCAAGUGCGUCAAGUCCAAGGCGCGCCGCAGUGCACCCUGAGCGAUGCUGGAGGCCGUUAGAAGCUCCAUCCAGGGCGUUGAGCGGCACCUGCUGCGGGCCCUGGCCCUGCGGCUGGCCCUGGUGGCGCUCACCGGCGCGCUUGACGCCCACCUGCCGGUCAAGUACACAGACGUCGACUACUUGGUGUUCAGCGACGCGGCAGCCCACGUGGCCGACGGCCGCUCGCCCUACCUGCGCCACACAUACCGCUACCCACCGCUGCUGGCCUGGAUGCUGGUGCCCAACCUGUGGCUGCACCCGGCCUUUGGAAAGGUUCUCUUCUCGGUGGCCGACGUCACUGUUGGCCUGCUGGUGAACCGGCUGCUACUGGCUGGCGGAUUUGAGGCGGCCACGGCGGCCAGCUUCGCGCAGGCGUGGUGGCUCAACCCUGUGUCCGUGGUCAUCUGCACCAGGGGCAGCGCAGACGCCCUCACGGCCUGCCUGGUGCUCGCCGCCUUGCUCGCCGCGCAAAGGUCGCGACCCGGGCUGGCCGGCCUGCUGCUCGGCACGGCGGUACAUCUGCGCCUCUACCCCGUGGUGCUGGGCUUCAACUUCCUGGCAGCCUGCUCAAGCAACUUGGCGCGCUUCCGACUGAUCCUGGCCGGCGCCGUGUCCUUCGGCUCGCUCACCUGGAUCAGCUGGCUGGUGUACGGCCACGAGUUCCUCGAGCACAGCUACCUGUACCACUUGGACCGGCGGGACGCACGCCACAACUUCUCACCGCUCUUCUACCCGCUCUAUCUGCUCGGCGCCAAGGCUGCCUGGCUAGGCACCCUGAGCCUCGUGCUGCAGGCCGCACUGAUCCUGAGCGUGGCCGUGGCGUUCGCCAAGCGCAAGGCCGACCUGCCGUUCGCCUCCUUCUGCGCCUGUGCCAUCUUCGUGGCGUACAACAAGGUCGUGACGGCGCAGUAUUUCAUCUGGUUUCUCUCUAUUCUGCCAGCCUGCGCGCCCCGUUUCAGGGUCUCCUCCACCAGGGCGCUGGUUCUCUCCGCAAUCUGGCUGGUGACGCAGCUCACCUGGUUGCUGCCUGCCUACUUGCUCGAGUUCCAGGGACUCAAUACCUUCAUGCUCAUUUGGCUCUACUCGCUGGCCUUUUUCGUCGUCAAUGUUUUCGUGCUGGCUGAGCUCGCCGCCAGCUACCAGCCGGCGCCGCCGCCGCACAACACCACCAGGCCCAAGCCACGGACUGUUCGAAGGUGAAAGUGAAAUCAAAGGAUAACAAUAGUGAUCCAAGAUAGUGCCUCCUAUAAAGGGGAUAGCUUGUGAAACAACUUUAGUUCAUUUUUAAAUUUAAAAUGUGUUGGUGAAUAAAAGUUUGGUAUGAACUGUGUAUUAAACAAAAAAAUCAGUUUAAU
This is a messenger RNA of Cloeon dipterum, 1501 nucleotides long. RefSeq names its product Phosphatidylinositol glycan anchor biosynthesis class M (gene PIG-M). Gene Ontology annotation, molecular function: alpha-1,4-mannosyltransferase activity; GPI mannosyltransferase activity. Lineage: Eukaryota; Metazoa; Arthropoda; Insecta; Ephemeroptera; Baetidae. The transcript has a single exon. Gene Ontology annotation, cellular component: membrane; glycosylphosphatidylinositol-mannosyltransferase I complex. Gene Ontology annotation, biological process: GPI anchor biosynthetic process. Bases 150 to 1346 code for a protein of 398 amino acids. The record is from RefSeq and is a predicted model, not a curated record.